Erigeron canadensis is the source of this 1173-nucleotide messenger RNA. RefSeq names its product exosome complex exonuclease RRP46 homolog. Bases 193 to 924 code for a protein of 243 amino acids. The transcript is spliced from 8 exons. Gene Ontology annotation, biological process: nuclear mRNA surveillance; rRNA catabolic process; U4 snRNA 3'-end processing. NCBI's taxonomy places the organism in Eukaryota, Viridiplantae, Streptophyta, Magnoliopsida, Asterales, Asteraceae. Gene Ontology annotation, cellular component: nuclear exosome (RNase complex); cytoplasmic exosome (RNase complex); nucleolus. The record is from RefSeq and is a predicted model, not a curated record.
UUCCAAAAAUAACCUCUCUCUAAACCCUCCCGUCGCAAUUUCUCAACCGCCUUACUCCACCACCGCCGUCAUUCACCGGCAAUUUUCUCUAAAACCCAUAAACCCCCAACACCCCUUCAUUCUUAUUUAUUAUUAUUAUUAUUAAUAUUAUUACUAGUAUUAUUUUUAUUAUCUGAGAAUUUGAGUGAGAUAAUGGAAGUUGAUAGAGCUGAUCGGCGGACGUCUAAUCAAAGAAGACCGGUGGGCUGUACACGUGGCAUACUUAACCGUGCUCAUGGCUCUGCUAGUUGGGCUCAAGGUGAAACGAAGGUCAUUGCCGCGGUGUAUGGACCGAAAGCUGGAACUAAGAAGAAUGAAAAUCCUGAGAAGGCUUGCAUUGAAGUAAUUUGGAAGCCAAAAACCGGGCAAAGUGGGAAAUCUGAGAGGGAGUAUGAGAUGGUACUUAAGAAAACCUUGCUAAGCAUCUGCCUUUUAAAUGUUCAUCCUAAUACAACAACAUCAGUCGUAAUUCAGGUUGUGCAUGAUGAUGGAGCUCUUCUUCCUUGUGCAAUAAAUGCAGCUUGUGCUGCUCUUGUAGAUGCCGGAUUUCCGUUAAAGCAUCUUGCUGUUGCAAUAUGUUGCUGUAUAGCUGAAAAUGGACAUAUUUUACUAGACCCAAGUAAGAUAGAGGAACAGAAAAUGAAGGCAUUUGUAUAUUUGGUUUUCCCAAACUCGGUAGUUUCUGUACUUCCGGAAGGGUCAUCAAAACCAUCAGGUGAGGUAAUGGAGCAUGGGAUUAUCACAUCAGUCACUCAUGGUGUAAUGGCAGUGGAUGAUUACUUCAGCUGUUUAAAGCUGGGACGUGCCGCUGCAGCUGAGUUGUCUGAUUUUCUCAGAAACAGCUUUAAGUCUAAAGGUGGGAAUGAUCCAUCUAAAGCCGGUUGAUCUGAAAAAUUAUUAAGAUCGUUCAAACAUCUGGAGUAAAUGAUGCCUGGAAGGCCUACAAUCUGAUUUUCAUUCUGAAUUGCCAAGAGUGGACUACGAGUUGAAGCAAUACAAUAGAGUGGCAACGAUUGUAUAUUUCAGGUUAUCACUACUUUAUUGUUAUCAUUGUUGAAUGUAUACUAUCUGUACGGCUUUAGUUAUGAAUAUUGACCUGAUCUAUUUAGUGCAUUCUUUGUUCACUUUUUUACA